AUGGCACAGAAUAAAUCUCCAACAAAACCACUACCACUACUCAGCGAUAAGCAGCCUGGUAGCAUCCUGCCUUUCAAAGUUGCAAGUACCUUCGGCGCAGGGGUAUACUUCUACCCGUUCGCGGAAAUCAACAACACAUUAAUCAAUUACGAAGUUGUGAAUAUCGACAGGCUCUCUCGGGACUUAAGAUCCUGGGAAAACUUGUAUCUUGCGGGACGAAUGCAGAAGCCUAUUCGACUCCUGCGGGACGAUGCUGACAUCCGCAAGGCCGGGUAUGAUAACCUUGUACCUGUGGCUCGGAGUGCGUUGCUCUUGCGUCCGGUGGGGCUUAAGAAGGGAGAUUUGUACACUGUUAUUGCUGGGUUAUUAUAUGCGUGUGACUCGUGGAUGACGGUUGGUGGUGAUAAUCCGCAUAAGGAAGUAGAGAUGGCGAUUCAGCAACGGUUUGAUGGCCGAGACUCAUUUAAGAGUAUCAGAAGUGCAAUAGCGGCCGGAGUUUUGAAGUGCUGGACAUACGCAUUGGAAAAGAGACGGAAGGCAGUGGUUGGAAAUUAA
This is a messenger RNA of Aspergillus tanneri, 555 nucleotides long. RefSeq names its product Phosphatidate cytidylyltransferase, mitochondrial (gene TAMM41). The transcript has 2 exons. Gene Ontology annotation, cellular component: mitochondrion. Gene Ontology annotation, biological process: cardiolipin biosynthetic process; CDP-diacylglycerol biosynthetic process. Gene Ontology annotation, molecular function: phosphatidate cytidylyltransferase activity. The coding region runs from base 1 to 555 and encodes 184 amino acids. The record is from RefSeq and is a predicted model, not a curated record. NCBI's taxonomy places the organism in Eukaryota, Fungi, Ascomycota, Eurotiomycetes, Eurotiales, Aspergillaceae.